AUGUUUAAAAAGAAACGUGAAGUAAGAAUAUUUCCUUUGAUCGUAGUCUUAAAUUAAAAAAAAGUUCUUUUUCCAACGAAUAGUGACGUCAUGAAGUUGCAAUGUCGACUCCUAUGAUUCAACCGUUGCCUCGAGUUUGCUAUCGAUACGUUCCCUUCAUUCGAUUCUUAAAACUAGCGAAACUUAUUUUCAACUGCUGGUAAAACUUCGAAAACAUUGUUACCAAGGAGUUUUCUGUUAUUGGAAUAUCGCACGAGUUACAUGCUUUACCAGUGAAGAACAAAAUUUGCGCAUCUAAAUCCAAUGGAUUAAAUAUCUCGAAAUAGGUUCGUUAUUUAAUCGACAGAUCAAUGUUUGUUAUACGUACUCACCGUGCGAUGUAUUCUCGAAAGUGAAUCGUAAAGCUUCCCUUUUCUUUCUUACGACCAUUGAAACGGUUAUUUACACCGAACAUGGUAUUCUAUACUCUUUUUUUUACGUCACGUUUAAUGCUAUAUCGGCCUCCUUUUCGGAGUAUCACCACCUUCUUGUCUCUCGCGUGAAACUUCGCCGUCCAUCUUUGUUCGACUGACGCCAACGUCAAGCCACUAGCGAUACAGUAUUUCGCUGAAUGUUCAGUGUUAUACUGGCUACGUGUUGGAACGGACGUUUGUGCAUACAAGUGCAAGUGAGAUUUUUCACGGUAAGCUUUCCACCGUUUGUUAAUAUAUAUCGCGUUUGUUUGAAAAUUCGCGGUCUGAUUACCUGUACGUGACAGGCAGGUAACAGUGCAAAGCGGUGUGAGGCGUGGAAACGAACGACGCAGUUACGAUUCGUCUGUGAUUUGUCAAGGUCACUCGUGAUUGAAAGAUCACAAAAUUGAAUGCCACCAAUGUUUCCGAGUGUCGUGUAUCUAAAUUGACAGCAAUCUAGUACGAUUUUUAUACGUGGCCGAGAAAUACACGCGUCAUUUGUUAUUGCGGAAUUCAGUCCGGAGUUGAGGUUAGGUAUGUACUCUGUAUGACGAGUGAGGUUAGAAAGCGCGAGACAAGGACAGACGAGGAAAGAGACACUUGCUUGACAGGUUAUUUACAGACUACAAUUCCUGGUUAAAUAUGAAAUCUAGUUAUUUCCGUUAUUCGUUCCUGCGAUUCAAAUUAAAAUUAACGUUGAAGUUAAUUUGAUAUAAAUGAUUAUCGUUUCUUUCGUUUUAUUACUUCAAUUAAAAUUAUAAUGAAAUCAUUAAAAGAUGCAUACUCGUGGCAUUUCCGACGUUAAACUCUACAAAAUGUUGCGUAGCAUGGCUGCAGAAUUCUCUUUGACCUUUUUCUAUGUACGUUAUUUUUAAAUCAAUGCACGUUGUUGUUUAAUCAAUAUUUUAACACUGAAAGCGACACGAUGUUACAAGCAGUAUUAAUGACAUCUACAUAUAAAGUUAUAUUAUGAAACGAAAAAUAUUUUUCAUUCUAGAGAAUGUUGUCCAGUUCUACACUGGCUGCCCUAUUGGGGACAAUCCUACUUACUUCUUCGAUUCCCGAUGCAGCCUCCUACACCAGUAAGUAAACAUUUAAUACUUUUGAAGUAGAACAUCCGAACAAAGUUAACUUUUUAGUUAAGAUCUUUUAAACGAACGGUUAAGACACUCUGACUACUUUUUAUUAAUAAAUUAAGCUUCAAUUGAGAUGAUAAUUUUAUAAUUUCUGCAACAUCUGUUUGAAUUGUUAAUUAAUAAACGUAGUAUUAUAAGCCAGCUUAAUUCGUGGUGUUUGCAAUUCAAUUGCUAUGGCCAAUCGUUUCGCUUGAUCGGGAUUAAGUGGACUUAAUGGAAACAAAUGAUCGUUUUUAAUCUCUAACUCGACUAAUGUAAUUACAUCGACCUUCGCCGUAAUCGUCGACUUUGUCCUUUUCCGUUUCCUAAUCUUGUUAAAUAAAGGAGAGGAAAGGAGCUAAGAGAUUUAAUGGGAACUGCAUUCGAUCCUAGACUUCAUUAUUUAUAAUCGUUUAUAUCUUAUAUUUGGUUCUAUUCCUGUUCUAAUCCUUAAACUUAAACUUCUCCGAAUUGAAUUAGAUUAGGUUUGUCAACAAGAAAAUUCUAUGUGCGUCUCGGGAAUAUUUCACAACUCUUGUUUGUGGGAAUAAUCUUCUAUUUGAGACUUUACGUAAUCAAUCAACGCUUGUUAGAAGCCAUGAACAAACAUCUUUUCCUAGAUUUUAUUCGUUUAUUUCCCAGAGAAUUUGUCAGAGAAUUAACAAAAAUAUCUCGUUAAUUACUGUCGCUAUAUCAACUCUUUUAUCAAAUAGUUUAGAAUUUGAAACUUAGAUACUUAGUACUAGAUACUUAGUACUAGAUAAUCAGUACUAAGUACUUAGUACUAGAUACUUAGUACUUACUACUUGGUACUAGAUACUUAGUACUUAGUACUCUGAAACUUAGAUACUUAGAAACUUAGAUACUUAUAGCAAUGGAAUAGGGGAAGCACUAGAUACUUAGCACCAAAUACUUAGUAUUAGAUAACCAGUACUAAGUACUUAGUACUAGAUACUUAGUAAUUAGUACUUAGUACUUAGUAUUUAGUUCUUAGUACUUAGUACUAAGAUACUUAGUACUAGAUACUUAGUACUAAACACCUAGUACAAGAUACUUAGUACUAGAUACUUAGUACUUAGUAUAAGAUACUUAGUACUAAAUACUUAGUACUUAGUAUAAGAUACUUAGUACUAGAUACUUAGUACUAAAUACUUAGUACUUAGUUCUUAGUACUUAGUACUUAGUACUAGAUACUUAGUACUCUGAAACUUAGAUACUUAUAGCAAUGGAAUAGGGGAAUUAAUGGGAAUAUUUUCCAUUAAUUUUCAAAAGUGGAAAAACUUUGUCUCCCAAAGUUAAAAAAGCUUAAUUUUUUGUAAGGACAUACUUGGUCGAAGCGAUUCCUAUAUUCUUCCAGAGCUUGUUUCUUAAUUUUUCUACAAAAAUGUCAGUGUAAAAUGAAUUGUAAUUAUCGUGAAGUAUUCUCAAAUGGCUUAAAAAUGUAUUGAGAUUAAAACUUUUUUUUUUUUUUUUUAUUAAACUUGAUUCAGUUAAUAUUAUACAUCAAAUGUCGUCAAAAAUAUGUUGUCAACGUAUCGUCAUUAUUUGAUCAGGGUUUUUCAAUGCGUUUGACCAAAUCGAUCUCCACGGAAAGUCCAUUCGAUAGUCAUCUCUUUCGACGUAUCUCUUUUCAUAAUCGCAAUUAUCACACAACAUCGCUUGGGAAUCAUUUUACUAGCUGGCUCAAAAUCGAUUCUUCCUGUGAUAACAAUUGUUCGUCUUAUCACGUAAGAUAUAUAUAUAUAUAGAGAGAGAGAGAGAGAGAAAGAGAGAGAGAGAGAAUUUCAGAAUCGUUUCACAGCGUGUAUAAUAGCCCUCAUUGUUUUCACGAUUCUUUCGUCCUUCCGUUUAUUCUCGGAUAUGAUGAACGUUUAAGGACAAUUAGAGGGAGAAUCAUUAGCCUAGUUUUAAUAUUCCUUUUCGAGCAGCGCGCACCCUUUUAUUCCCACCCCAACACGUAGGCAAAGCUGGAUAACACGAAACUGGGCGUUAACUCGGCAGCUGCCUCGCUUUCCCUCUCUUCUCCUUUUCCAUCCUCUUUCCCUCGCUGCUGGGAUAAUUGAGAAUCGAUGGGGUUAUAUGGGGGAUGACGCUGUGGUGCUUGAAUAGAAUUACGAUUAGCAGCGUUACGCCAAUGCGAGGCUUUGGAUUGGAUAACGUCAGGCAAAUGUGCGCUGGAAAGUUAUAUUUUCGCUGCAGGGAACUUCCCCUCUAAUUCCCGUAUUUACCAAAUACGGAAACGCCAGUUUUUUUCUCCCUCCCCUUCCGACAGAAGUCAAAUCGAAAACGGCGCUCGUGCACUCGGAGGAUUUGAAAAUUUGUCGGAUCAUCCAUCGACGAAAGGCAUCGACAUUUUAUAGAUGAAUUUUUUUAAGCGUUGAUCGGCCAUUUAUUUGCUUAGCUCGACAAUCUAGUCGAACGGAUAAUAUCGAUUUGUAUUGCAAACACAACGCAAUUGCAAACAACAUCCAAUAACGCAAAUGCAUAUGUCAUUAUCAAUUGCGAUCGACAUAUGCGAAUAUAGGUGUUUGGUUAUUUAUCAACUUUAGUUACUGAACAUCAGGUUUCAGGCCUAAGCUACUCAGCUUGCUUAGUUUCUGUCCGAAGUAGUUUUAGUGGAACUUGGCGCAGGCCGAGAGAUAUUGAGUUAAAGUCACUUGAAUGUAAAUAUACUUACUCCCUUUAAUAGUUCCUACGUUACAUUGCGCCCGGUAUAAGCGCGUGUGUUCUUAAAGCAAGUUUUAACAGUUAUCCGUGCGAGGCAACUACAUCAACGUCACCAGCAACGUAUCAGUGUAAAACAGUCUGAAGAGUAGCACUUUGCUUUCAGUUUCAAUCAGAUAGACCCUGUCUGUGAUAAAUAUGUAGUUACAUAAUUACGCGUUGUGUUGAUGAACGUUGAAGUUUCUUCGUUUUUUUCACGGGUCACCGAUAUAACGUAAACGACGAUUAUACGGACAAAGAUCAGUUUCGAAGCUCCGUCUUAGAAAUAGAUGACGUGGAAAAGUUCCGGAAAUAUGCUUCGCUGGCAGCUCGAUAUAAAAAUAUAUAAUAAUAACAGUGUGAUUUCUCGGUCGUACGUCGUUUGCGCGUAGACUCGUCGCGCCUGUGGAAAUUAAAGCUUUCGAAUGAGCCGUUUGAUCAGAUGAGUAUCAAAGUAUAUCUCGGAUAUAAAUUCCAUUUAUUACACUUGCUGCUUGCUUAAAGCGAACUUUUAAUGAGCCGUAUCCAAUCGCGGGCAAUCAUGGCAUAUUACUCGAACUUUUGCCACUAAACGAAAACUCACGGUGACCCCCUGGUUCGCAGAGUAUGGAAGAACAUGCAAGGACAUCGGCUGCAGAAGGGACGAGGUCUGCGUGAUGGCCGAGGAUCCCUGUUCAAUCUACCAACGAGAUAACUGUGGUCGUUAUCCGACCUGUGCAAAAGCUCAUCCAGGCGUGUAUCCAACACGGACGGCAGGAAAGAUUAGACCAACCCCUCCACCCACCCCUCCACCGAGGUCUUCUUCUUUCAACGGGUACGGUGGAAGAGUCAGUGGUAAUUCGGGAUCCAGAAACACCAUCGGGAAUGGUUCUAUCUUUAGCCGUUUGUUUGGCAAUGAUCGUUACGGCGCGACUACACCUAGGAGUCGCGCUCACCAAGGUGCUAGUGGCUAUUACGAUAGCCACACCUCUGUCGAUGAUCAGGGAAAUCGAAUUUGGAGAUUCUCCGGCUAAAUGGACCUGGUCUUGUCGACUUGACUCACCUUUUACGUUUAGAUUUAAACUUUGGUUGUCACACGUUGUCUUCUGUGUCAGGAAGCUGCAGUUAUUUCGCGAGAAGAACGUCGUAGAAUCAUGGGAGAUAUUACACGUCAGAGGACAGAGAAGUCACUUGUUUUCGAAUUGCAUUCCUCCGAUCGUACUCGAUCUUUUAUUUGACGACGCAAGUGAUUGAUAAAUGAUGAACUAGUUUCAUUCUGCUGAUUAUUUACUGUUUCACGAGCGUCUUAUCGCGAAUAACUGCGGUUUCUUUCAUUACAGUGCCAUGUCACGGCUGCGUGACUUAUAUAAUGGAUGUACUUAUUAAGAACUAAGAUGUACUUAUCAAGCGUUUGAAAUAUUUGUCCAUUGUAACAAACAGAUGUAAUAAAUAUACGUAAUUCUUCAGCACUAAGGGGCGUUCCUAAUUUCAGCAAUUCUGCGAUUACCUUCUAAGACGAUACGUCGUUGCAGCAACGAGUUGCCAAUGAAACGAACGUACAAAACAAACGACAAUUGCAUUGUCUGGGCACGCAUUCAGAGAAUCGAAACAUCUACAUAAAUCAUUCAUCGCAACAGCAUAUACUGCAGUCGGUACUUUAACACGUUUAACAAACGGAAGAAUGGAAAAUUGUACGAAAUUGCAUGAUUGAGUGACGCCGUUGCAUAGGCCAGCUUUCAAAGUGUACCACCAGGAAACGAAUGCGAUCGAGACGUGAUAUGUAACAAUUCAGUCGCGCAAGUAACAAACACGCAGGAUAUCAAAAAUACAUUUACACCGUGCCGUGUAGCUUAAUUAAACAUACUAAAACCGAGACAGACAGUACAUCUGGCUCGAACAAUUGUCAGCAAUGAUCACUUGCUGCUGCUGCUUCAGCAACAGCAGAAUCUCUCAGAAUAACAAUUGAGUCAGAUCAGACUCGUGGCAUGGCAUGGGGGUGAGCGUGAGUCGGUACAGAAUAAUUCUAAUCAAUUAGGAGGUAGAUAACGAACUGUUCGCAGAGGU
Molecule: messenger RNA, 6313 nt
Organism: Heterotrigona itama
Lineage: Eukaryota; Metazoa; Arthropoda; Insecta; Hymenoptera; Apidae
Source: the annotation of a GenBank genome assembly